AUGUCUUACGCUGGCUCUCCAGCAGCCGCAGCCGCAGCCGCAGGGCCUGGCGAGGAGACCACGGGGGCCUCAGCCUCCCAGGGCCUGCCCGCCUGUGUUCCCGCUUCCAACCCCGAAUCCGAGGAGGCGCCCGGCUUAAGCCAACUGCCCAUCGAGAUGCUCCUGGAAGUGCUGAGCUACCUUCCCACAAGCGUGCUGCUCGGGCAAUGCCGCCACGUGUGCCGGUACUGGCGCUACCUGGUGGACACCCGGGCCAUGUGGCUGAGCAUCUUACCCUACAGCCACGCUAAGCUGUGGCCCAUCUUCCGAUCCUGCCUCCCGCGAGACGACGACGACGACCCCAGGCCCUGCCUUCUAGGCCGCUUCUGCGAGCGUAGACCCUUAGGACGCAAUCUCUACCCGAACCCCCACGGCAUAGAUGCCUUCCUGCCUUGGAGGACAGUCAACUGUAGAAGCUGGAAAAAGGAGGAAAGCUGGAAGGAUGGCCGCAGGCUAGUUGCCUGGGACUCUUUCCAGCCUUUCUACAGGUGGACGUCCCUCUUCCUCAAGGACUGGGGUGGGCGGUGGUGGUGUUACAAAAAGCAAGUGUUGGACCUGGAGGAGGAAGGUCUGUGGCCGGAACUCCUGGAUAGUGGAAAGAUUGAGAUUUGUGUCUCUGCCCGGUGGGCAGACCAAGAAGCCUCGGUCUGUCUAUAUGAGCUAAUUGUCCAACUUCUAGAUGCCAAGCAGGCCAAGCUACAUCAUUUCUCUCCUAGGCCAAUCCAUCAAGGUACAACCAGUAUCCCUUUUAAGACCGACCACAUGUUCUGCAACCUCAAGAAGGGUGUCCGCUUUGUGUCUCUGGAACACUGGAUUUGGGACAUGGGAUUCCUGCCUGAGGACUAUGGAAUCAUCGUGCCCAAGGCCAGUGUGAUUGUACAGGUCUGCCAACUCUAG
This is a messenger RNA of Budorcas taxicolor (takin), 936 nucleotides long. RefSeq names its product F-box only protein 27-like. Lineage: Eukaryota; Metazoa; Chordata; Mammalia; Artiodactyla; Bovidae. Gene Ontology annotation, biological process: SCF-dependent proteasomal ubiquitin-dependent protein catabolic process; glycoprotein catabolic process. The transcript is spliced from 5 exons. Bases 1 to 936 code for a protein of 311 amino acids. Gene Ontology annotation, cellular component: cytoplasm; SCF ubiquitin ligase complex. The record is from RefSeq and is a predicted model, not a curated record. Gene Ontology annotation, molecular function: protein binding; ubiquitin protein ligase activity.